AUGAGGCUCCUCUCUGGCACUGGCCUCGUGCAGUGUGGCCUGCUGCUGCUGCUGUUCCAGGCCCUGUGCACACUGGGCCUUGCCCCCCAGGCCAGAGGGCAUCUCUGCCGGACCCGGCCCACGGACCUGGUGUUUGUGGUGGAUAGCUCACGCAGUGUGCGGCCCGUGGAGUUCGAGAAGGUGAAGGUGUUCCUGUCCCAGGUCAUCGAGUCUCUGGAUGUGGGGCCCAAUGCCACCCAGGUGGGCGUGGUCAACUAUGCGAGCGCUGUGAAGCAGGAAUUCCCACUGCGGGCCCACGGCUCCAAGGCCGCCCUGCUCCGGGCUGUGCGCCGCAUCCAGCCGCUGUCCACGGGGACCAUGACGGGCCUGGCCAUCCAGUUCGCCAUCAACAAAGCCUUCAGUGACGCCGAGGGGGGUCGGGCCAGGUCCCCCGACAUAAGCAAGGUGGCCAUCGUGGUGACGGACGGGAGGCCCCAGGACAGCGUGCGGGACGUGUCUGCACGGGCGCGGGCCAGCGGCAUCGAGCUGUUCGCCAUCGGCGUGGGCCGCGUGGACAAGGCCACGCUGCGGCAGAUCGCCAGUGAGCCGCAGGAAGAGCACGUCGACUACGUGGAGAGCUACAGCGUCAUCGAGAAGCUGUCCAAGAAGUUCCAGGAGGCCUUCUGCGUGGUGUCAGACCUGUGUGCCACAGGAGACCACGACUGUGAGCAGGUGUGCCUCAGCUCCCCAGGCUCCUACACCUGUGCUUGUCGGGAGGGCUUCACCCUGAACAGUGACGGCAAGACCUGCAAUGUCUGCAGUGGUGGUGGUGGCAGUUCGGCAACUGACUUGGUCUUCCUCAUCGAUGGAUCCAAAAGUGUGCGUCCAGAGAACUUUGAACUAGUGAAGAAGUUCAUCAAUCAGAUUGUGGACACGCUGGACGUGUCAGACAAACUGGCCCAAGUGGGGCUCGUGCAAUACUCGAGCUCUGUGCGGCAGGAGUUCCCACUGGGCCGCUUCCACACGAAGAAGGACAUUAAGGCGGCGGUGCGGAACAUGUCUUACAUGGAGAAGGGCACCAUGACUGGGGCUGCCCUCAAGUAUCUCAUUGACAAUUCCUUCACUGUGUCCAGCGGGGCUAGGCCUGGGGCCCAGAAGGUGGGCAUUGUCUUCACCGAUGGCCGGAGCCAAGACUACAUUAACGAUGCUGCCAGGAAAGCCAAGGACCUUGGCUUUAAGAUGUUUGCUGUGGGUGUGGGCAAUGCCGUGGAGGACGAGCUGAGGGAAAUCGCCUCAGAGCCCGUGGCAGAGCACUACUUCUACACGGCUGACUUCAAGACCAUCAACCAGAUUGGCAAGAGGUUGCAGAAGAAGAUCUGCGUGGAGGAAGACCCGUGUGCCUGCGAGUCCAUUGUGAAAUUCCAGACCAGAGUGGAGGGGCUGCUGCAAGCCCUGACCAGGAAGCUGGAAGCUGUGAGCCAGCGGCUGGCCGUCCUGGAGAACAGAGUCGUGUGA
Messenger RNA from Enhydra lutris kenyoni (northern sea otter), 1494 nucleotides. It is a transcript of the gene MATN1, whose product is annotated as matrilin 1, cartilage matrix protein. NCBI's taxonomy places the organism in Eukaryota, Metazoa, Chordata, Mammalia, Carnivora, Mustelidae. The transcript is spliced from 8 exons. Gene Ontology annotation, molecular function: calcium ion binding. Bases 1 to 1494 code for a protein of 497 amino acids. The record is from RefSeq and is a predicted model, not a curated record.